AUGAGCGAAGAGCAGCGAGAGGAGAUUGAUAUUCUGGAGUCGAUUUAUCCGGAUGAGAUCGAAAUUCACUCUGAGACGAGCUACUCCAUCAACCUGAGCUUGGACACGGUGCCGACGCGGCUGCUGGUGGUCCAUGUCCAGUACCCGCGAGACUACCCAGAGGUUGUGCCAAUACUAGAUAUAGCGGUUGGUGACCAUGAGCAGGACAGCGAUGAGGAAGAGGAACAAAGGGCUGUAGAGCAGCCCCAGUUCACGUACGACUUUACGAGCAGCGAUGUGGCAGAGCUGAAGGCUUCAGCCAAAGAGACUGCCGAAGAGAACCUGGGCAUGCCCUCGGUAUUUGCUAUUGUUUCACUGAUCAAAGACGCUGCUGAGCAGAUGUACGAAGAUCGAAUCAAAGACAUGGAGCUGGCGCGGAUGAAGGAGCUCGAGAUUGCCGAGGAAAAAGAACAGGCGAAAUUCAGAGGCACGCCAGUAACUGCAGAGUCGUUUGCAGCCUGGCGGACGAAAUUCCGGGCGGAGAUGGGCUGGGACCAGAAAAAAGAGCGCCCAAAUGGCCGGCUGUCCGGCAAAGAGAUCUUUGAGCGCGGCGUCGAAGAGGAGGCCGACGAAGAAGAAGACGAAGAUUAA
Molecule: messenger RNA, 630 nt
Organism: Wickerhamiella sorbophila
Lineage: Eukaryota; Fungi; Ascomycota; Dipodascomycetes; Dipodascales; Trichomonascaceae
Product: Protein GIR2
Exons: 1
Coding region: 1-630 (209 amino acids)
Biological process (GO): cytoplasmic translation
Molecular function (GO): protein binding
Source: RefSeq, a predicted model, not a curated record